Molecule: messenger RNA, 1200 nt
Organism: Malassezia japonica
Lineage: Eukaryota; Fungi; Basidiomycota; Malasseziomycetes; Malasseziales; Malasseziaceae
Gene: PCL5
Product: PHO85 cyclin-5
Exons: 2
Coding region: 1-1200 (399 amino acids)
Biological process (GO): regulation of cyclin-dependent protein serine/threonine kinase activity
Cellular component (GO): cyclin-dependent protein kinase holoenzyme complex; nucleus
Molecular function (GO): protein kinase binding; cyclin-dependent protein serine/threonine kinase regulator activity
Source: RefSeq, a predicted model, not a curated record
AUGCAAAUGGAUACAGAGAAUCACUCGGCUCUGUGGGAACAAGCUGCACACUACAAGCAGCGGAACCCUCACCCGAGUGCAUUCUCGACCUCAUCGACUUCGUCGCAGUCCGACGCCUCCUCGACCUUCUCGCAGAACGAUGACUCACCCCCGACGAGUCUGUCGAGUCAGAACACCUCGCCGAGCCUCUCGCAGGCCUCUGGCAAGGGCCGGCGCUCCAGUGAAGAACUGUCGAGCGCGGAUGAAGACCUGCACGAACCCUCUUCGGAGCCUGCACUGAAAAAGUGCAAGCUGCGCGCAUCCGACGCGCGCACCGAAGCCGUGGAAACAAAGCCGGGCGCAAAUGCGCCCAAAGCCGGGCGCGAAUGCGCCGCACUGCGAAUGAGCCGCACGCUCUUCGUGGAAAACUUGGUCGAUGUGGCCGUGAACACCAUUGCCUCGAUCUGGGGGCGUUUUUCGCGUGAAAGCAGGACAUCCGCUCGGUGUGCCACGCAAAACAACACGCUCCCCCUGGAUCUCUUUGUUCGCGAGAUUCUGCGACGUAGCCGCACGAGCUGCUCGACGCUCCAGGCGGCGCUCCUCUACUGCAUCCGUUGCAAGGAAGCGGUGAAUGCCAGCGUCGAGAAAAUGGCCGACGCCACCGACGGCAUCCCUUCCGACGCGGAUGCAGAGCAGGGCCGCCUGCCGUCGCUCUCGCCGCCGCAUGCCUUGGGCAUGUCGGAGGUGUCGCCCGAGGCAGCUGCCAAGGCCCCGUCGCUCUCGCCGCUCCUCUGUGGCCGCCGCAUGUUUUUGGCUGCGGUCGUCGUCGCGUCCAAGUUCCUCCAGGACCGCACCUACUCGAACCGGACGUGGUCCAAAAUCUCUGGUCUGAAUACCAAGGAAAUCGAGCAGCUGGAGCGUGUCUUUUUGCACACCAUCCAGUACGACUUGGUCGUCGACGCAUCGCACUGGUCGCGCUGGACUUCGGAGCUCUCUUCGAACUGGGGCCGUGCCAAGCAGGCACUGGCGACCCCCGGCGCAGCAGCGCAGCAGCGCAUCGACCAUGCAGAGAUGAAGAGCGCGCGUUUCGACACCCGCUUGCAUCGCGCACACUCGGAAAACGUCCUUGGGCAAGCCCUGCCGUUCGACGCAGGCCUGCUCCAGGCGGACCGGACCCGCGCAGCAAAGCCGGGCUUUGCACGACACGAAUCGGCCACGUAA